Pyricularia oryzae 70-15 is the source of this 2550-nucleotide messenger RNA. RefSeq names its product UDP-N-acetylglucosamine transporter YEA4. The transcript is spliced from 2 exons. Gene Ontology annotation, molecular function: UDP-N-acetylglucosamine transmembrane transporter activity. Bases 1033 to 2364 code for a protein of 443 amino acids. Gene Ontology annotation, biological process: transmembrane transport. The record is from RefSeq and is a predicted model, not a curated record. Gene Ontology annotation, cellular component: endoplasmic reticulum membrane; Golgi membrane. NCBI's taxonomy places the organism in Eukaryota, Fungi, Ascomycota, Sordariomycetes, Magnaporthales, Pyriculariaceae.
AAAAAGUCAGGCACCUCAGGUACCCAGGGUGCAAUCUCGUUACCUAAGGUUGGUACCUUGUCUAGAACUAUACCACGUACGUCGUAGUAAAGAAAGCCCAACCUUCCGACUGGCUGUCAUCCAUGGAUGGCAAAGCCCAAUUCAAUUCUAUAUUCGCAGAUCCAGGCAAUUAGGUAGAAUACUACCCACCACGACUAGACCAGGGAUCACGACACGGACACGUGUGUGCUGACUCUUCUUUCUCUUUAUGCCUUUGCCCUCUGCCUGCUCUCCGUUUGCCUUUUGUUUCCGCGCCAUUGGUACCCAAUUCCUUUACUUUUUUUUGCAUAGCACCAUUGCCCGUACACCUUCCUACAUUCCUUGUUAUACAGUCCAGGAUAAGGUAGCAAGUAGGAGGGUUUUCCGUCCUACAACUCCUUCGAUUUACCAGCACAUGCUCGCGCGCCACUCUGCCCCACUCCGGAAUUAGAACUUGUGUGUUCUCUCACGACCGGGUCAUCGCGUGCUUACCAGUUCUGGUAGGGCUGUCACGGUUCAACAUUCACUAAAAGCUGCCGUACGUACUGCCUAUACCCUGCUCUGAUUCUGCUGCAUUUCCUGGUUAAUUUCGGUUGAGGGCAGUUUUCAAUUUUCAAUUUUUUGUUUUUUAUUUUUUAUCUUUUGCUUUCUCUUUUCCCCCGGACUUUUCACACAUUCCAUAAACGCUAGAGACGAGGUUUCCCUUCCAUUCAAACAGGCCCCAAAUGCAGACCAUCUCAAGCCAAGACAAAGCUACCACCACCGUGCCAUUCUGAUUGGCUGUCUCCUGUCAGCCACUGGGAACACUCAGCUGCUGAAGUGAACCCCUGAUUUUCAACAGGAUUCCAUUCCUUCUGUUCAACUGGGAAAGGGAAGGCCAGGUACCAUACCUACGAGUCCCAGGGGGCCGGGGACUUUCUGCCCGCCUCGCUUCGCCGCUCGCCCGCCGCGCACAACGCACGCCUGCUGCAGUUCCCCCCUCCCUCCCUCGCAUCGCACCCCUCAGCCGCCCUCAUGACGGCCCGCGCGAACGUCAGACGCCGUCAGAGCUUGCAGAAGAGCAAUCAUGCGAUCCCGAAACCCGUGAACAGCGGGCCACCCACGCCGCGUGUGAUCAACGCAGCGCCGCUGCUCGAAAAGGCCGAGAUGUACGGAAUCGACGACGACCGUCCGCUCUACUCGCGCAUGAUGGCCCUGGCCGGUCGCAUCUUCAUUGAGACCAUUCCGCAAUGGAUCGCAGUCGGGGUUAUGCUGAGCUUAAUCUUCGGAGGCUGCUGCUCAAACGUCUUUGCUCUUGAGGCCAUCAUCAAGGUCGAGCCCGCCAGUGGAACUCUCCUUACCUUUGUCCAGUUCCUCUUUGUCGCAGUGACGGGAUACGUGUCGCAAUUCGACCGCAGGAGGCCACCCUUCUUCAUCAAGGCAAACAAAGUGCCGCUCAAACGGUGGCUUUUCAACAUCAUACUGUUCUUUGGCAUCAACGUCCUCAACAACCAUGCCUUCAGCUACGACAUCUCAGUCCCUGUCCACAUCAUACUUCGUUCAGGCGGAAGUAUCACUACAAUGAUUGCGGGGUUCAUGUACGGCAAGCGAUACCCUCGUGUCCAAGUUUUUGCCGUUAUCCUUUUGACGAUAGGGGUUGUACUGGCGGCGUGGUCCGAUGCCCAGACCAAGGAUGCAGGAGCUGGCGCGAACGAACAUGAUGAGGGUGGCACCGGCAGCAGCACCCGUAGCUUCACCAUCGGACUCAGCAUUCUCUUUACGGCACAGGUCAUGUCGGCCAUUAUGGGACUGUACACUGAGGAGACUUACAGGAAGUACGGCCCGCAGUGGCAGGAGAACCUUUUCUAUUCUCACAUCCUGUCACUGCCUCUUUUCAUACCCUUCAUGCCGUCCCUCUACAGGCAGUUUAUGAAGCUGGCAGCCAGCGAGCCGCUGACGCUUACCACACCGUUUGGCAGCUUUAUUGGAGAUGCCGGGCUGGAAAACCCAACACUAGCGCAAUUGCAAAAGAGUCUGGAGCAGAUCCGAGUGCCCAGCCAGAUAGUAUACCUGGUUCUCAACGUGCUGACGCAGUACGCCUGCAUCCGGGGCGUCAAUCUUCUGGCUGCGGCAUCCUCUGCGCUUACGGUCACCAUCGUGCUCAACAUCCGCAAGCUGGUGAGCCUGUUGCUUAGCAUCUGGCUCUUUGGAAACAGGCUCGCACCAGGCACAUUGGGCGGUGCCGUGAUUGUGUUUGCGUCUGGCGCGCUGUAUUCAAUGGGCGGAAGCGGAGGUGGCGGCCCCAAGGCCCGCAAGGUGCAACCAGCGCAGAGACCUCGGGCGGGAAGUCAGAUCAAGGUGGGAUAGACAAUGUAUUCCAAAGAAGUGAUCAAAAUAGAUUGAACCAUGCUAUAGAAUACAUCUGAAUUUAUGCGCAAUUGCGGGAUGCAUUCUUUGAACAUUUUUUACCUGAAUCUGCAGGUUCGUCUGAUAGUUCGUUCCAUUAUGGGGAGAGGAUCCAGCUUGUGUGCCUGGAUCUUGGCUCGAAGUCUU